Mycena indigotica is the source of this 1413-nucleotide messenger RNA. RefSeq names its product Auxin efflux carrier transmembrane protein. Lineage: Eukaryota; Fungi; Basidiomycota; Agaricomycetes; Agaricales; Mycenaceae. The transcript is spliced from 7 exons. Gene Ontology annotation, cellular component: membrane. The record is from RefSeq and is a predicted model, not a curated record. Gene Ontology annotation, biological process: transmembrane transport. Bases 1 to 1413 code for a protein of 470 amino acids.
AUGCUCUCCGCGGGGCAGCUCAUCUGGACGUCUUGCCGCCCGUUACUCCGGCUCGUAAUAUGCACUGGCUUUGGCUUCGUCGUCACGAAAGCAGACCUGUUCCCUGCCGUCGCUGCUCAAGGCGCGAGCCAAGUUCUCCUCAAUGUUACAUACCCCAGCCUCAUGUUCAGCAAGAUCGUCCCGGCCUUUUCGGUGUCGAACAUCCACUCAAUAGCCCCCAUCCUGCUUGUCGCAGUGAUUUAUAUCUUUAUCGGCCUGUUCAUCGGGUGGGCCGUGAAGCAACUGUUCUGGGUCCCACAUCGCUUUCGCUGGGGCAUCAUCGUCGCGGGCGGGUGGGCUAACACGGGCGACAUACCGACGGCGGUGGUCGUGAGCAUCAUGAGUGCGGCGCCGUUCAACGGCACGGAGGAUGAGAAUCUGAGCGUGGCGUAUAUAUCGGGCUUUCUGUUGGUCGGGCUGAUGUCGUUCUUUAUUCUCGGCGGUAUUCGCCUCGUCACGCAGGACUUUGUUGGGCCUGAUGUCGAGGACGAGGAUGUACGGGCUGAGUUGAAGCAGAGACGGCGGGAGGCGUGGGGAGUGUUGCGACUUUCGGAUAAGAAGUCAGCAAGGCCAAAGGAAGACGAUGUUGCGGGUGAUAUCGAGAAAGGCGUCGCUGGCGCCAAACACGUUUCCUUCAUGCAUGAUACGACUACACGCCCCCUGCCGACAACACACCACUCGCAUGUCGCUUCCACCACCGCCAUUGACGGCGAAGACACGAUCGCGGCGCUGUCCCGGCCGGCAAGCCCUCACCCUCGAAACCCCACCUUCUCCUCCCCUCAAAAUCGCUUCAUCGCCUUCCUCCGGGCGUUCCUGCGCAAUCUCAUGCAACCCAUCUCGGCCAGCAUCCUCGUCUCGUUCAUUAUCGCGCUUGCUCCUCCCUUAAAAGCCCUAUUUGUUGCGGACCCCGGCGCUGAAAAAUGGCACAUCCACCCAGCGCCGGACGGCCUCCCUCCGCUCUCCUUCCUGCUCGACACCGGCGCGUUCAUUGGAGGCGCGGCGGUGCCUAUGGGGCUCAUCUGCCUCGGGUCGGCACUUGCGCGCCUACGAGUACCCAGCCGUCUCCGCGACCUACCAGUCGGCGCCAUCGUCGGGCUGAGCAUUGGCCGCCUGGUCGUGUUCCCCGUGCUUGGCGUGCUCAUCACGCGGGGAUUCGUCAAGGUCGGGGUGAUCGAUAGUGGCGACAAGGUGUUGCAGUUCGUGUGCAUGUUCUUUUCCUGCCUGCCUACAGCAACGACGCAGGUGUUUGUCACCCAGGUCGCGAGCGGGACCGGCAGCGCCGAGCAUUUGGCGCCGUUCCUCCUCCCGCAGUACGCGCUGAUGCUAGUGUCGAUGACGGCGUUGACGGCGUAUUCGCUUCAAGCGCUGUUCUAG